UCAGGGUGUACCUCCUGACCAAAGGUAGCUGGAAUAGGCUCCAACAGUCCCGCAACCCUUGUGAGGAUACGCGGCGAAGGUAAGACAAGUGAGCUGUUGAUGCAAUCAAGCCAUUCGACACGUGAGGUGGAGUCAUUGCUACAGUCAUUCGUCACGUUCAAAAGCUGUAGCGGGGCGGUGUGUACACCAAGCGGCGAGUGUUGAGAACUGCAUGCAGUGAGUUUUCCUGGGGAAACACAAGGAGAGCUCAUCCUCAUCCUCACCUCCCACCCACUUGCGGUGCUCGGUGUGGCUGCGGCGAUCCAAGCGCACCAGGGACGUGAACGCAGCGCGGGGCUCGGUCGAACCUCAGAGUAGAAUUAAACCGUUGCUAAAUACAUCCGUCGAGGACCGUCCUCUCGGCCACGAUGGGGAACCGGGGCAUGGAGGAUCUGAUCCCCCUGGUGAACCGCAUGCAGGAUGCCUUCUCCGCCAUCGGUCAGAAUGCCAACCUGGAUCUGCCUCAAAUCGCCGUGGUGGGCGGACAGAGUGCGGGGAAAAGCUCGGUGCUGGAGAACUUCGUGGGCAAGGAUUUCCUUCCACGUGGUUCUGGUAUCGUGACCCGUCGUCCUUUGGUUCUGCAGCUGAUGAACGCACCCACAGAGUAUGCUGAGUUCCUCCACUGUAAGGGAAAGAAGUUUACAGACUUUGAUGAGGUCCGUCAGGAGAUUGAGGCUGAGACUGACCGCAUGACGGGUGCCAACAAGGGCAUCUCGCCUGUUCCUAUCAAUCUGAGAGUGUACUCACCUCAUGUGCUAAACCUGACGCUGGUGGACCUCCCUGGCAUGACCAAAGUACCUGUGGGUGACCAGCCAGCUGACAUCGAGACUCAGAUUCGGGACAUGCUGCUGCAGUUUGUCACCAAGGACAACUGCCUGAUGCUUGCUGUUUCGCCAGCCAACUCGGAUCUGGCCAACUCGGAUGCUUUAAAGAUUGCCAAAGAGGUUGACCCUCAGGGUAUGCGGACCAUCGGCGUGAUCACCAAACUUGACCUCAUGGACGAGGGGACAGAUGCAAAGGACAUCCUGGAGAAUAAGCUGCUUCCACUCAGAAGAGGCUACAUUGGUGUGGUCAACCGUAGCCAAAAGGACAUUGAUGGAAAGAAAGACAUCACCGCUGCCCUGAGCGCCGAGAGGAAGUUCUUUCUCUCUCACCCUGCUUACAGGCAUCUGGCUGACCGCAUGGGCACAGCAUACCUGCAGAAAAUUCUGAACCAGCAACUCACCAACCACAUCCGGGACACGCUGCCGGCUCUGCGCGCCAAACUGCAGAGUCAGCUUCUUUCAAUCGAAAAGGAGGUGGAGGAGUACAAGAACUUCAGGCCUGAUGAUCCAUCCCGCAAGACCAAAGCUCUACUCCAGAUGGUGCAGCAGUUCUCUGUUGACUUUGAGAAGUGUAUCGAGGGCUCCGGGGACCAGAUCGACACAGCCGAGCUCUCCGGCGGUGCUAAGAUCAACCGCAUCUUCCAUGAACGGUUCCCCUUUGAGCUGGUCAAGAUGGAGUUUGACGAGAAGGAGCUCCGCAAAGAGAUCAGCUACGCCAUCAAGAACAUCCAUGGCAUCAGGACGGGUCUGUUCACUCCUGACCUGGCCUUUGAGACAAUAGUGAAAAAGCAGAUCCAAAAACUGAAGGAGCCCACACUGAAGUGUAUAGACAUGGUUGUGAGCGAGCUCACCUUCACCAUACAAAAGUGUAGCCAAAAGCUGGCCCAAUACCCGAUGCUGAGAGAAGAGAUGGAAAGAAUCGUCACUCAGCACAUCAGAGACCGAGAGAGCCGCACUAAAGGCCAGGUGCUCCUGCUGAUUGACAUCGAGUUGUCCUACAUGAACACCAACCACGAGGACUUCAUUGGCUUCGCCAAUGCCCAGCAGAGGAUCAACCAGAUGAACAAGAAGAAGGCUGCGGGAAAUCAGGAUGAGAUCAUGGUGAUCCGAAAGGGAUGGUUGACCAUCAACAACAUCGGAAUCAUGAAGGGCGGAUCCAAGGAGUACUGGUUUGUCCUCACCGCCGAAUCCCUGUCCUGGUACAAGGAUGACGAGGAGAAGGAGAAGAAAUACAUGCUGCAGGUGGACAACUUGAGGCUGCGAGAUGUUGAGAAAGGCUUUAUGUCCAGCAAGCACAUUUUUGCCCUUUUCAACACCGAGCAAAGAAAUGUUUACAAGGACUACCGUCAGCUGGAGUUGGCCUGCGAGAGUCAGGAGGAUGUCGACGCAUGGAAGGCCUCCUUCCUGCGAGCCGGCGUGUACCCUGAACGCGUCACGGACAAGGAAGGAAAGAGCGACACAGGUGAUGAAAACGGCUCUGACGGUUUCAUGAACAGCAUGGACCCCCAGCUGGAGCGUCAGGUGGAGACCAUCCGCAACCUGGUUGACUCCUACAUGGCCAUCGUCAACAAGACAGUCCGUGAUCUGAUGCCCAAAACCAUCAUGCACCUCAUGAUUAAUAACUGUAAAGACUUCAUAAAUGCCGAGCUCCUGGCCCAGUUGUACUCGUGCGGCGACCAGAACACGCUAAUGGAAGAAUCUCAGGAGCAGGCGCAGCACCGCGACGAAAUGCUGCGGAUGUACCACGCCCUUCGAGAGGCGCUCCACAUCAUCGGCGACAUCAGCACAACCACCGUCUCUACGGCCAUGCCGCCGCCUGUCGACGACUCGUGGCUGCAGGUCCAGCGGGGCGGAUCUGGAGGAAGGUCCCCCGCCACUAGUCCGACUCCGAACCGCAGGGCACCUCCGGGCCCCCCAGCUCGGCCCGGUUCUCGCGGGCCUCCUGCUGCCGGGGGACCCCCAAUACCAUCGCGGCCGGGGGCUUCUCCAGACCCUUACAGUGGGAUGCCGCCCACUGUGCCCUCUCGGCCGAACCGCGCACCCCCCAGUGUGCCCAGUCGGAGACCCCCACCUUCUCCGACCCACUAGACCUCCAUGCUCCUCCUCCUUCCUCCCCUUCUUGCUUCCUUCCUCUUCGGGCCAACUGCGCCAUCUUCCCGUCUUCUGCGGCAGUGGCUCCAUCCUCCUGCUCCUUCCUCCAACCCUCAAAUUCCGUGAUUUGUUGACCAAACAGAUGCACAACAGCUCCACAUACAUGUUGCAUGGCCCCCUAAAACACACAGACUCAGGUAAAAUAAACUGUGAGUCUAAUAAAAGCUGUGUAUGACUCGGUUGCAUUUUUAAUAUUGUCAUGUGUGAAGAAAAGUUAACCCCUGCUAAAAAAAAAUUCUAUAGAAAUCUAUAGAACUUUGGCUGUGAUUUUCGAUAGAAUUUCUACAGAACAAUAGAAUUUCUAUAGAAAUUCUAUAGGACUUGGAUCCUAAAGUGCUAUAGUCCUUUAGAAAUUCUUUAGAAAUGUUCUAUAGAAAAUUUUUGACAGGGAACCACUUUAUCAUAAAAUGAAAAUAAAGCAACAACUCCCUUGACAUAGCUAAUAUCAGAUACACGCAUACCUGAUGCAUGACCUACUAAAACGCCGACUCUAUUAAAAGGAACUCUGUGUAUGACCCAGGUGACAUUUUUAAUCAAACCAGUUGUCUUACACGUUUUAAAGUUAACCACUGCGUCAUCACACUAAAUUAAAGUGAAAUUACCAUUCUGCAGCUACAUGCCAAUUACGUUAGCAUCAGCUUUGUACAAAGUUAAUGUGUCUAUAAAAGAGUUCAAAUUGAUUUGUUUGAAAAGAGAGGGAAAAUACAUUUUCAGCCCAGUUAGCAUCUUCUGUCACUUUUAUGCUAGCCAUGUCCAUUCUGUGGCUACGUGCUACAGCGGUACCUCUACUUACUAAAUUAAUUCGUUCUGGAAGUCGUUUCGUAAGGGGAUUUUUUUCAUAAGUAGUACCACUUUUUAAAUGUAAAAAAAACUCAUGAAAAAAGUUGUACUUUACCAAUGUAUGCUAGCUUGUGACAGCAUGUGAAAGCACUAACGUCAAGUGUCCAUGGGAAACGAAAAGCAUUAUGGAUAGAGAUUGAUGUCUCCCCCUAUCCAAUGGCAUGCCAGCAAAAUGCUACGGCGAUAGCCAAUGGGAGAGCAGCUCUAUCGCGCCACACAAACCAAGAUACAGGAUGUUUACGUUUGGUGGGAUUUGGGGGGUGCGAAUCCAGCGCCUAUUUUCACCUGGAGGCGUUUCGUAACCUCAAGUUUUGGUUACUGGAGACGUUCGUAAGUCGAGGUACCACUAUAUUUACAUUAGCGUCUGCUUGGUACAAAGUGCAUUUGUGUAUAAAAAUCUUAAAUUUGACUUAAUUCAUUGUACUGCAGAUAUAAACCCCUUCCCUCAGUCGUUCUAAGCACUGUUUGUGGUUCUAUGGUUAUCAUCGCACUUUUUCUCUGGCUCGUCACUGGUAACACAACACACACACAAAUGCCAAAGAAAAAGCAAAAGACGUGACGUGGGCUUGAACUCCGUUGCGAGUGAAUCGAUGACCUUUAGUGUGACAUCAUCCUGCUCUUACCAUAUACGGUCGUCUCACGCACUCUUUCUGAACAGCAGGCUGAAAAGGGGCCGAGGAGACACCACCCCCUUCUUUUUUCAUCACUUCAUCCAUCCACCAUCACUCACUCACUCUGCAUAUCUUACACCAAAGCUAUGCAAUGCAGGAAUGCCCCUUCCCUCUCUCCCUCCCUCAAAC
This is a messenger RNA of Syngnathoides biaculeatus (alligator pipefish), 4654 nucleotides long. RefSeq names its product dynamin 1a (gene dnm1a). Gene Ontology annotation, molecular function: GTP binding; GTPase activity; microtubule binding. The record is from RefSeq and is a predicted model, not a curated record. Gene Ontology annotation, cellular component: membrane; cytoplasm; microtubule. NCBI's taxonomy places the organism in Eukaryota, Metazoa, Chordata, Actinopteri, Syngnathiformes, Syngnathidae. The coding region runs from base 408 to 2951 and encodes 847 amino acids. The transcript has 23 exons.